AUGCCGCAACUACUCUCCUGGACGAGCAUGCGGCGACGGCUGAUCGUAUGCCGUCUGCUAGCCUGCACGAUUGCAGGGAUCCUGUUCGUGCUGUUUGUGCUUUCUCCCAAGGUAUCUUCGCAACCGACCCAGCAUCUGGCAGAUCCCCACCAUGGCAUUGCACACUCGAAAGACAACGAAGGCCGAAUAAACCACCUCCUCUCACCGCUCCCGGCCUCCGGAGGCAGCACUCUCCUCCGCGAGCUCGCCUUCCGCACCAGAAUCUUCCGCGAGCUGUUCACAGCCUGGGAAACUCUUCAUCUCAUCCCGAGCGAAGACGGGAGUCUCGGCCUACGGCACGUCAUGCGACAUCUCCGUUCGAUCGACCGAGAGAUCUACGACCGCUUCCGGGUCUUCAUCAACGCCUUCGCGCAGAAACUUUUCCCGUGGACGAUGCCGUAUUUCCCGGAUCAUAUGCUGUUUCAUGCGAGUUUCUACUCGGCUGGACGUGGGAUUGUAUUCACGGCGGGGACGGAUCAGGCGCGGUAUUUGCUCACGUCGAUCCCGGCGCUGAGGAGGCUUGGGUGUGAUUUGCCGAUCGAAGUCAUCUAUCUUGGGGAUGAUGAUUUGAGCGAGGAUGCGAGGGAUAGUCUGGAGGCUUUGGAAGGGGUUGUUACGGUGGAUAUUGAGGAGAUGGUUGAUGAUAAGGGAUGGAAGCUGAAAGGCUGGGCCGCGAAGCCGUUUGCGAUUCUGUAUUCGUCGUUCCGGGAGGUCAUUUUUAUGGACGCAGACGCUCUCUUUUUGACCAACCCGGAGAAUCUCUUCCACGACCGACAGUACCUCAAAACCGGCGCCCUGUUCUUCAAAGACCGCUCCGUGCUGCCAGAAUCCCGCAAACUCUGGCUGCGAAGCGUCCUCCCCAAACCCCUCUCCCAUCACAUCAAAACCAACCGGAUGUGGACGGGGGAGAGCGGGCACAUGCAGGACUCUGGCGUCAUUGUAGUGGAUAAGUGGAAGCACUUCGUCUCUUUGCUGCUGACCACGAGACUGAAUGGGCCGGAUCGGGAUGGGGAUGAGAAGGCCGGGAAGAAAGGGGUGUAUGAGAUGGUGUAUGGAGACAAGGAGACGUUCUGGCUGAGCUGGGAAUUGGCCGGGGAUUUGAAGUAUGCGUUUUUCGAGGGCGGGCAGGGGAACAUGGGUGUUUUGAGGAAACCCGAGGACCGUGAUGAAAUUUUUGAUCUUGACGAUGAUGAGGAAAAGGACUUCGAGGACGACGAAGACGUGGACGACUUUACCGAUGUCGUCCCCAAGACCGCCUCACCCACCCACCGCAAACCCCUCCCGUCGGCGAAGCCCAGAAUCUGCUCUCCCCAACUCCUACACUUCGACCGCGCUGGCAAACCAAUAUGGUUCAACGGCUGGCUGGCAACGAGCAAAUCCGACAAGGCGGACUACCAGCGUUUCGAAGUUUACAUGCGCGAUCCUCCGCGGGUGAAAGGCGAGAAGAAUCCGUGGGACUUGAAAGGCGGGAAUGUCGUGUGUUUAACCGGGGAGGAGGCUCUGGAGUUCACGGCGGAUGAAAAAGUGCUCUUGGGGAAAAUGUUGGAGUCGGCGAGGAGCAAUUCUAGGCGAUGA
Molecule: messenger RNA, 1614 nt
Organism: Zasmidium cellare ATCC 36951
Lineage: Eukaryota; Fungi; Ascomycota; Dothideomycetes; Mycosphaerellales; Mycosphaerellaceae
Product: glycosyltransferase family 71 protein
Exons: 4
Coding region: 1-1614 (537 amino acids)
Biological process (GO): protein O-linked glycosylation
Cellular component (GO): Golgi apparatus
Molecular function (GO): alpha-1,3-mannosyltransferase activity
Source: RefSeq, a predicted model, not a curated record